CAUAGGCGCUGCUGCCUCCGCUGCUGAAAAUUCACUCUCUGUGUCCGUGUUUUUGUGUGUGGUGCUUGCGGUUGUGGUGGUGUGCGGGUGUCUGACCCAACCAGCACACAUAUAUAGUUCAAAUAGAUAUAUAUAUAUAUACGAAAAAUAGAUAUAUAUUCAAUAUAUAGUCCAACAACGCGAACGUGCAACGCAAACUGCAGCGAGCGAAUGAACCAAUUAAUACACAUAAUAAAAAUCUGAAAAAUCCCAGCAACGCCAAGAGAAACGGGAAAAACAAGCAAAGAAUUCACGGCAAAUUAUUUAAAAAGAGUGUGCGAAUAGACGGGCGACGACAUCGGCCCCUGGAGAAUUUAACAGAAAUAAUACCGGGAAAAUAGAAAAAAUAAACCAGCAGAGGAAGUAGCGGAGAAAAGUCGAGAAGACCGCAAGCAGUUUCAACAGCGACGACGAGAUGCCGUUUGUGACGCCCCGUGCGGGAACAAGCAGUGCAAGCAGUGCGCCCGGCGGACGCACCACAUUCCGCCCGCCAUGGGUGAAGGACGAUGGCGGCACCACUGCCACCAGCACCGCCACAAAGCCCAGCGCCACGCCAUGGGCAAAGAAAACAGCGACCACAACGGCCGCCACUCCGGCGUCCAAGGAAAACGGAGAAAAAUCCACUGCGACCAAGCCAAAGGCUGCAGCCACCACCACUGCAGCCGCGAAGAAAACCACCUCAGCCACCCCUGAGCCGACCAAGAAGGUGGCCGAGCCAGCCAAGAAGGUGACGGAGCCCGUGAAGAAAUCUUCCCUGGCCACAGCGGCGGCCAAGAAGACACCGGAACCUGUGAGCACCAAGAAAGCGCCGGAGCCAGUCAAGAAAGUGGCGCCCACCGUGGGGCUCAAAAAGCCCGUGGCCACCACCUCGGCACUGAAGAAGAAGAAAGAGCCGACACCGCCACCCGAAUCCUCCUCCGAAGAAGAGGAGAGCGAGGAGGAGGAGGAGGAGGAGACCGAAGAGGAAACCGAGUCCGAGGAGGAGGAAAGCGAGGAGGAGAGCGAGUCCGAGGAGGAGGAGAGCGAGGAGGAGGAGGAGGAGGACACCACAGUGGACGAGAAGGUGCCCGAGCACGUGAAGAAGGCGGCCCAGCUGCGCCCCACCACCGUCAACAAGAAGCCGGAACCGGAAAGUGAGUUGAGCCAACGUUUUACCAUGGAGAAACCCAAGUUACGCAGCGUGGUGGUCAAGCGGGACAAGUCCUUGAAAAAGAUGGCCACCGAGGACGACGACGAGGCCGAGGAGGGCGAAACGGAGGAGGAGCGCGACAAGCGGCGCCGCUUCAAAAUGGAGAAACCGAAGCUGCGGCACGUGAAGCGCGAGGAGAAGCCCCUGCCCAGCAAGAGCACCGACGACCUGGCCAAAAUCCGGCCUGUGCUCAAGAAGGUACCCAAAAUCGAUGAGCUCCUCAAGGAGCCGAAAGAGGAGCCCAAGCCCGAGUUUACGACCAAGACCCUGCGCAAAGCGUCCAUAAAGCGCGAGCCGAGCAUCAAGUGCGUUCCCGCCCCGCCGCCGUUGCCCUCGUUGGUGCCCAAGGCUCCGCCACCGCCGCCCCCGCCCCUAGCCCCUGGUGAGAAGAGAGUGCUCUCGAGCAACCAGAAGGAAACCCUCGAGAAGCUCAGGACACGACCCCGAAGGCGCCCGGACUGGUCCGAGAUGAUGAAGGAGGUGGAGAGCGGCAAGAAGCUGCGCCAUGUGGCCUGCAACGAUAGAUCUCAGCCCAUCCUGACGUGCAAGUCGAUGACCAAAGUGGACGACAAGUUCAUCUACGAGACGGAGAAGGGCAACUCGCACAACAAGCUGCUCAAGCAGAUCCAGGGCGGCAUAAAAUUAAAGCCCACCAAGACGAACGAUCGCAGCAAGCCGGUGCUCGAUGGACUGCGCAAGUUCCGCCGCCAAAUGACCAUCGAGGAGCAGCUGCAAAAGUCCCAGUCCAAGGUGAACAUGCUCAGCGAGGCGCCCAGCAGCCAUGCCCUUGGUCCAAGCAGUGCCGUCGCUUUGGGAGCCGGCAGUUCCCGGCCCAGCAUCGUUUCGGCCAUGUCCAUCGACGAGGAGAGUCCCGACGAGCUGGACGACAUCGACAAGAUCCGCGAUGAUCUGCAGAGCACCAAGCAGAUGCUGGCCCUCGAACUUCGCAAUCGGGAGGCCCAGGAGCGCGAGAACAAGAAGCUGCUGGCCAAGAUACGCACCCUGGAAACGGAGCUGGAGCGUGAGAAGUCCAGAGAGAAGAAUCUCGAGUACGGAUCCAAUGUAAUUGUGGCCACCAUGGAUCCCACGCCCACCGCCGAACAGACCUACGUGAACUCGCUGAAGCGCGAAGUGGAGGAUGCGCGCAAGGUGUCCAAGGAGGUGGAGCAGAACUACCAGAGCACCAGCGAGCUGCUGGUGGAGGCCAAGACGGAGAUCGAGGAGCAGCGCCGCCAGAUUCAGUUGCUCGAGAGGAAGCUGGCAGCAGCUCUACAGGCGACACCAAGCACUAACAGACCGCACAUUAGUAAUUGCUUUGCUUACGACGACGACGACUACGACGAUUGCUUCCACUACGACCACUACCAUGCAGCACGGCACCAGGGAGGAGGUUCCCUGGACGGAUCACGGCGACCCAGCGAUGCGAACUUCGGCAGGGACAGCUCGCCGGAACUGGAGCCCGAGGUCAGCGAGAGCGAUCCCGACGAGCCGGAGGAGAAGAAGGUGGAGCGCAGGGAGCGGCGCUCUGGCAAGGAGCUGAAGAUCCUGCGCAGCAAGCUCACCAAGCUGAAGGUCAAGGAGGAGGCGGCCAAGAAGGAGAAGGACGCGCUCAAGCAGGCCAUGAAGAAGAACCAUGUGAUCCUCAAGGAGGAGAACAAGAAGUUCAAGAAGCUGGAGAAGGAGGUGCAGAAGAUGGCCGCCUCGAUGAAGCUGGACGAGGACGACGUGGAUGGCGAGGAGAAGGACGAGGACGAGGAGGAGGCCGAGGAGGAGCAUGCCACCGAGGAGGGGGAGGAUUCCGACGACGAGUCCGAGGAGUCGGAUUCGGAGGAAAGUGAGGCGGAAACGGGCAGCGAGUCCGAGCCGGAGGACUCGCCGAACUCCGCGAAGAAGGCGAAUGUGGAGCCGCGGGUGAAGAAGCACGAGAGCCGGUUCGCCGCGAUGAAGAAGUGCAACGUGCUGCUCCAGGCGAACGUCGACAAUUUGCAGGAUCAAAUUGUGCAGGUGCGAUCGCGGGCCACCAAUCUGCAGGACGAACUGGACGCGGUUAUCGCCGAUCUGGGCUUCUAGUCCCCGCCCGUCUUCUUUUUCUGUUUCCUUCCGUUCCUUGCUCUGUUUAUCGAGUGUGUGUGCUUCGAGAUUAUAAACUUAUUUAAACAUUUA
Molecule: messenger RNA, 3391 nt
Organism: Drosophila takahashii
Lineage: Eukaryota; Metazoa; Arthropoda; Insecta; Diptera; Drosophilidae
Gene: sals
Product: sarcomere length short
Molecular function (GO): actin binding
Source: RefSeq, a predicted model, not a curated record